Abrus precatorius (Indian licorice) is the source of this 1169-nucleotide messenger RNA. Its product is annotated as phosphatidylinositol-glycan biosynthesis class X protein. Gene Ontology annotation, biological process: GPI anchor biosynthetic process. Gene Ontology annotation, cellular component: endoplasmic reticulum membrane. The transcript is spliced from 5 exons. NCBI's taxonomy places the organism in Eukaryota, Viridiplantae, Streptophyta, Magnoliopsida, Fabales, Fabaceae. Bases 185 to 1132 code for a protein of 315 amino acids. The record is from RefSeq and is a predicted model, not a curated record.
AAUUUGUAGAAACACUUUUUAAAGUUUGCAUUCAAAGGUUAAGAAGUCUGUUUAUCAAAACAUGAAAUCUGUUUAUCGAAGAGCCUGAUCUGUUUAAAGACAAAUUUGUAUUCGCCGCCGUGCAGAGCCUGAUCUCCGGCGACGCGCACCCACGCUUCUCCUCAUCAGAUGCGACAGUUUCAUCAUGGCAAAGUGGCGAUUUAUUAAACUUUGCACGUAUCUGUUAGUGUGGAGUUCAUUCAUAUGGUCACCUGGAAGAUGCUUGCUUGGUGAUUCAGUUUCAAGUCAGGUGGUGAGUUCUCCAAAUUCUAACUCCAAUAUCAGAAAUUCUCAAGCUUUUUCUCUCACCCAGAAGUUUCUGAUGCAAUCGUUUUAUGAGAGAUAUACGAACUUACAUGAUUCAGAUUUUGAAAAUUUCAUGUCUCAGAAAGUCACUUCUAGUUUGUGUGAAGUGCUUCCAGAUAACCAUAACUUUAGGCUGAGAUUAUCAGAUCUAAAACGCAAUCUUAUUGGUGAAGGUUCACACAGAUGUGUAGACACAUCAAUUAAAUUCCAACCCCAACAGUCAAAAUAUUUGUCUGAAAUUGUAAGCUACUCAUGUGAAUUCAUAAUUAUUGAAAGACUGCCUUCUGGAGUUUUUGCUGAUCUGUUUGAGUUACAACAUCUUGUUCAGCGUGGUGUGUUCAGUGAUAUAGCUGUCUUUGGCGAUACAAAUCUGGAGCUGCCUUCGUUCUUGUCCAAUCGAUCUGCUGUUGAAAUCCACUUAAAUGUUGACCCAAAUAUAUUACUAGAACCAACUGAUAUCAACAUAGAGCUUCCAUUGCAUGCACGAUAUCAACCUUUGAAUGAAAGUGGCUACACGCCUGUUGAAUUUGGUGCCCCGGAUAUGUUGGUGCACUGCAGCACACUGGAAAAGUUGGAAAAUCGCAAUUGCUUGUUCAAAUUGGAAAAGGAUGAUGCUAAUCUGUAUGAUACUCGUAUUGUUUGGAGAAUAGCUUCUGGAAAAAUGGCGCAUGCUGAUCUCGUUUCUGCUGUUACAUUUAUUUCAGCCUUGUUAUCAACUCUAGUAAUUGUUGUUGUAUCAUUAUAUUAUUCUAGUAGUAGACUGAACAAAUAUUUAAAACAAUCGUAAAGGUUUUUUGAAAUGCAUUUUUUUUUUCUCGAGUGGC